Molecule: messenger RNA, 6719 nt
Organism: Perca fluviatilis (European perch)
Lineage: Eukaryota; Metazoa; Chordata; Actinopteri; Perciformes; Percidae
Gene: pdpr
Product: pyruvate dehydrogenase phosphatase regulatory subunit
Exons: 18
Coding region: 142-2820 (892 amino acids)
Cellular component (GO): mitochondrial matrix; mitochondrion; cytoplasm
Molecular function (GO): oxidoreductase activity; protein binding
Source: RefSeq, a predicted model, not a curated record
AGUUGUUGUGAUUCUAUAGAGUUUGACAUUGGUACUGACUGCUGUACCCCAACAACACUGGAACUCAGUCACUGGUAUUUAAGCUACUUCAGUCCUUAGAUUAUCACAGUGUCUGGACUUGGCUGAUUCGAAAGCACAGCUAUGUGCAGCUGUGUGAGGAGCUCCAGGGCUCUGUCCCCUGUUCUGCUCCCCAGGCUGCUGCUUCCUCAGACGGGGUACAAAUUGGCCUGCAGGGGACUCUGGACCUCCCCGCACUGUAUGGCUGUCAGUGGAGACUCCCAGCUGCUCCCACUGCCCAGCCAGGCCCGCGUGGUGAUCUGUGGAGGAGGUAUUAUGGGAACAUCAGUAGCCUUCCACCUUGCCAAACUGGGCUGGACUGAUGUAGUGCUGCUGGAGCAGGGCAGGCUUGGUGCAGGAACAACCAGACUGUGUGCUGGCAUUGUCAGUGUGGCCAAGCCUAUUUCCAUAGAGUGUCAAAUGGCAAACUACUCCAAUAGUCUUUAUCUGCAGCUGGAGGAAGAGACUGGGAUCAAAACAGGUUAUGUGAAGACUGGAUCUCUGUGUCUGGCCCAAAAUCAGGAUCGCUUCCUCUCUCUGAAGCGCCUGGCAUCCCGGCUAAAGGUUAUGGGGAUCAGCUGUAACAUCAUUAAGCCCAAAGAGGUGGCCAAACUUCACCCUCUUGUUAACAUUCAUGACCUGGUGGGGGCGCUCCACCUCCCUGCAGACGCUGUGGUGUCUCCACCUGAUGUUAACCAUGCCCUGGCUGUGGCUGCAGCUGGAAGAGGGGUUCAGAUCCUGGAGCGAACCACUGUUCAGCAGGUUCUGGUGGAGAAGGGUCAAGUGACGGCGGUGGAGACUGAUCGUGGCUCCAUCGAGUGUGAAUAUUUUGUCAACUGUGCUGGACAGUGGGCUUACGAGCUGGGCCAGGCUAGUGAGACGAAGGUGUCGGUUCCUCUUCAUGGCUGUGAACACUUCUACCUCCUCACCAAACCUCUCCAGGAGCCACUUCCACCCAGCACGCCAGUGGUGAUGGAUAUGGACGGCAGGUUAUAUGCACGGCCAUGGCAGGGAGGCCUUCUAUCAGGGGGCUUCGAGAAGAACCCCAAACCCAUCUUUACUGAGGGACGCAACCAGCUGGAGAUCCAGAACAUGCAGGAGGACUGGGACCACUUUGAGCCAAUGCUCAGUGCUUUGCUGAGGAGAAUGCCGAGUCUUGAAUCAGCUGAGAUCCAUCAGCUAGUCAACUGUCCGGAGUCCUUCACCCCUGAUAUGCGCUGCCUGAUGGGGGAGACACCGGGUAUCUCUGGCUACUACGUGCUGGCAGGGAUGAACUCCUCUGGCCUGUCCUUUGCUGGAGGAGCUGGCAAGUACUUGGCAGAGUGGAUGACCUAUGGUUACCCCACUGCCAAUGUGUGGCCACUGGACAUCAAGCGCUUUGGCAACCUGCAGAGCAGCCGAACCUUCCUGCGACACAGAGUAAUGGAGGUCAUGCCCCUGCUGUACGAACUAAAGGUUCCACGCUGGGACUUUCAGACUGGGCGUCAGCUGCGCACCAGCCCUCUGUAUGACCGCCUGGACACCCAGGGAGCUCGCUGGAUGGAGAAACAUGGUUUUGAAAGGCCCAAAUACUUUGUUCCUCCAGGAAAAGAUUUGCUGUCUCUGGACCAGAGUAAGACCUUUUACAAGCCAGACUGGUUUGACAUCGUUGGAGAAGAAGUGAAAUGCUGCAAAGAAGCCGUCUGUGUCAUCGACAUGUCCUCCUUCACCAAGUUUGAACUGACUUCAACAAAGGACCAGGCCCUGGACCUGCUGCAACAUCUGUGUGCCAACGACCUGGAUGUUCCUGUUGGACAUAUCGUCCACACCGGCAUGCUGAAUGAGAGGGGAGGCUAUGAGAACGACUGCAGCGUGGCCCGCCUCAGCAAGAACAGCUUCUUCAUCGUCUCUCCGACAGACCAGCAGGUCCACUGUUGGUCCUGGAUAAAGAAACACAUGCCCAAUGACCCAGACCUGCACCUAGAGGAUGUCAGCUGGAAGUACACUGCUUUAAAUCUGAUUGGACCUCGUGCAAUGGAUGUUCUGGCUGAGCUGUCAUAUGUUUCCAUGACACCUGACCAUUUCCCCUCCAUGUUCUGUAAGGAGAUGAGUGUUGGCUAUGCCAAUGGAAUCCGAGUGAUGAGUAUGACUCACACUGGAGAACCAGGUUUCAUGCUCUACAUGCCUAUAGAGUAUGCACUGCAUGUGUACAACGAGGUGAUGUCAGUGGGUCAGAAGUAUGGGAUUCGUAACUCCGGGUACUACGCGCUGCGCAGCCUACGCAUAGAGAAAUUCUUUGCCUUCUGGGGUCAGGACCUCGACGCUUUCACCACCCCGCUGGAGUGUGGACGGGAGUUCAGGGUUAAAUUUGACAAGGACACAGACUUCCUUGGUCGUGAGGCCUUGCUGCAGCAGCGUCAGGAUGGUCCGUCUCGGCGAUUUGUCAUGCUGGUUCUAGAGGACCACGACACUGAGCUGGACCUGUGGCCGUGGUGGGGCGAGCCCAUCUACCGUAACGGUCAGCUAGCUGGGACGACCACCAGCAGCGCCUACAGCUACACUCUGGAGCGCCACGUCUGCCUUGGCUUCGUAUCUCCGCCGCCAGGCCCAGAGGGGCUCCCCACACCCAUCACCCCAGACUUCAUCAACCGUGGGGACUAUGAGGUGGACAUUGCUGGCCAGCGCUACCCAGCCAAAGCCAAACUCUACCCCUUCAGCUCCCUCUUCGCCCAGCAAAAACGCCGCAAGGAAGACAUGGAGUUAAGCAACCUCCAGGCGAAGUGAUGCAGAGUAAUAGAAAAUGGAAGGCCUCGCUUUUGCCUCAGAAGGGGCUUCUGUGACACUCCUUCAGUUUUUCAAUCCACUCCUGCACUUACCUGGCAGUGCCAAUCUACAUCGUCCCCUUUCUAGUUCCUAAUCCGAGGGCUGUAUGCACAAUCGCUAUUUGUCUAUCUAGUAUUUAACUUCCACGCUGCAUCUCCCUCUUUUGAAAGUGCAAUAUUUAGGAGGCACCAAAUGCUUGAGCUGUAUCAAAUACAGCAAUACAACAAUACACCUGUGUCAAAUCAAAUUCUGCCCUGCCCGGCUUCACACUCAAACACGUUCCACGGUUAACUGGAGCGCUCUAUGGUUAAGUGCCUUGGUCAAGGCAACAUCAACACUAUGUGUUCACGUAGUUCACUGUAACCACCCCGAAGGGAUUUAGACAGACUAUCUUCUGCAGUAGUGUUCCAGAUUUGACACCGCACAGUCUGGAACAGUUUGAAAGAGAUGUCAUUCAAUGCUAAUGUGCAAAAUGCCUACACAGUCAACACAGUUGUUGACGUCAAUGUCAUUUUACAAAUUAAAAAUGUUCUGCUGUCAAAAAUAUGCGUGAUGUGAUCUAGAGAGCGAUGUGGCCUAAGUCAGAUACUGUCCACUACUAUCAUUGUCACUACAUUAUCGUCCCCAGUCAGGGGGAAUAAUCAGGAAGCCUGAUAUCAUCAUUAGUAAACCAUUGUUUACACCUCUUCCAGUCCUGUUUAAAAGGCUUCCCAGGCUCUCCUUAAAGCCUAAAAGUAAAGCAAAAUGACUUUUUCCCUAUUGAUUGUGUCUUUAUAAUCUGCUGUCUUUAUUCUGCUGUGUCGAGCUUGUGGUAAUGUAUUUACGGUAAUUGUUAUUUAUGUUUUGCUUUAUGUUAUGUAUCACCCUGGUCGUUUUGAAGCAGCAUUGCUCGUUUGAUGCUCAAGUUUUGUUAGAUUGAUGUGUGUUGCUGAAUGUGUGGCUGAUGUUUAGGUGAAGUCAGGAUGGGAAAGCUGGGGCUGUCUGUAUUCCAAACAUGUUGGUUGGAGUCCACAAUAUCUUCCACUGGCGAUAUGAUUUUUGCCUGAUCCAGAGUUACGAUGUUUGUGUAAAGGAAGGACUUCAUUGCGAUCUGAAAUAAAGUAAUGUAUUUUUGUAUAGCUAGUGUGUAUAAAAUCUCUAUUUUCAGUACUGCACCUUUUUUCUAGUCGAUCAGCUUUAAGUCAUAUCAGCUGUAUAUGAAACAUUGAUACUUUGGUCAGUUGUUCCAUUCUUGCAGUUAUCCCUCUGAUGAUGCAUUAUUUCACAUGCUUGCUGUACAUGUAAAAGUCAUUUGUCAGCAACGGCUUGAUGUUUUCCUACAUUUGCAUUCGUAUACACCUUUAGUCAUUUGGCCCUCUUGUCCUCUUUCAGAGCUACAGAUGAGCUGGUCUGGGGCUGGUAGGGAGUCUCUUCAGCAGUGCUGUUGUGAAGAACAAUGUUACCACAAGAACGGCAGUUGAAUAUUGAAUUCAUCCUGCCAAUGGUUCAAAUGGCUAUAUGGUUGAGCAAAAACCUCUCUGUUGUGCAGUACUGGUGCUCUGAUAUGCUGCUUCCUCAUAAUUUCAUAUUCACAUUUGGAUGCAGAUUGUUUCACUCGAUCUUAUGUCCAGCAUUUAGUAAUUGAGUGUGCUUGAGGAGGGUAGCACAUGUUAAAAUGAAAGGGAUCAUGAAAGCAGGACAGGGAUCCCAGUGUUACAACUCCCAGUGAUUGAUAGACACAUAUCUCUAGACACCGACUAAAUCUGUUUUACAAUCUUGUUUAAAGGUUUUUGUUUGUGAAUCAAAAAAGUGCAAAAUGGUGAUCAGAGUAACAAAAGGCUUAUUUAUAGUGUAUCUCUAACUCUUUGUCUACCUGUCAUGUAUAUGGUUGGAAAAUGACAUAUUGAUCCUUUAAGUAUUUGCUUAGUUUGAAUUUGAGAUGGAAUGGUUCAAGUCAAGAAUCCUCUAGUCACAGUGUGGGACAUGUAUGUAUCGUUUGGUUCAUUUCAGUCUUAUUUGUCAAAUUUAUUUUAAUAACACAGUAGCAUUUUUCCUUUCGAUAAAAAAUCCAGCCGUUCAUUCAUGGUAUUUAAAAUACUGCACUUUAAAUUGGAAAAUGAACAUUUAAAAUAAGAACUGACGUGUUCUAGUCUACUGUUGUUAAAGAGCUUAUGUUGAGCUGAAUCUUCACUUUGUUUAUGGCCUUCUAUAGUAGUCUAUAAUUUGGCCAUUUUUAUAUAAAAAAAUAAGAGCUGCUUUUUUUGUUUGCACUAAUUAGAAAACCAUUCUUUUAAUAAAGAGUUGACAAUGAAAGUGUUUGUUUCUAUGUUCUUAGUCAGAAUUUUGUUAAGGCAAGCAGUUCACUGUUUUUGGGCCAAUAAAUGAAAAGCAUGUUGAAAUUGGCAAUGCCCCCCCCCCCGUACCAAAAAUGCACCAAACUGAACCGAAAACCGUGAAAUGAACACAAUCAUGACUUUUGUGAAGCGUUCCACCCCAAGUUUGAAAACAAUAUUUUUAAUUCCUUAAAAAUCCUUCUGAUGUCAAGAGCAGGGGAUUGUCAGCAGUACCAGUAAACAGUAGCCUAGAAAUCUAGAUGCACCCUAGCGGCAGCAAAUUUAAUUUGCAUCUUAAUGUGGGUCUGGCUUGUCAGGCUAAGUAAACGGUGUGGGGCUGUCUGAACCACUUUUACCUCUGGAAGGGAAAAGAAAAUGGCCUUUUCUGUUAGCUGGAUAUUUCCAAAGAUCAGAUGCUGCGCUGGAAUGUGUAAAGCCUCUCUAAAACCUUCAUACUUGUUUUAAUCUGACUUGCUUUGUAAUAUUUUGCUAACAUCUUAGGCUUUUCCACUAUAAUGACCUUCUAUGUAAGGAGGAAUACUUAACAGAUGUAAAAUAUAUACUUAUUAGUUUCUGGUUGGUAACGUAUGAACUCAGAAUGGAACCAGAAAAAAGAAACCAGCUGCAACAGGGAGAAAAUGAAGCAUUUUACACGAGAGUGCAAUGGAUCAUCAGUUCAUAGUAGUAGUAGUAGUAGAGUACAGUGUGGAUUCAUUUAGUUCCAGUGCUGUGACCUGAGCUGCUACUGUAGUACAUCAGUGACUCAGUCACUCUGCUUUGGAUUUAUGUGGAGAAACUUUUGGGUCCUCAUUUAUACAAGAAUAUAACAAAUUUUAGACUUAUUUCCAAAAAAAAAAGGUACAGGAGCUUGGGAUUAAUGUUGUCCCAUUAAGUCCCUAUUUUGUAUCUUCACUGAAGGCUUCAUGCCUGAGAGUCCAGCAGCUGUGAGCCUCUGGAUUCUGUGUGAAGGUGUCUGAAACACAUUGCUGCAAAGACAAACUCAUCUGUCGACACUGAUCACUUGGCCUAUUUGGUCAUAUCGCUGCUGUGAUUUUCUUUGUUAACAGUUCAACGGACUACAUGUUUGAGUGUACGAGUGAAGGGAAAUUGUUCCAAACAUUUGCACUAAACAUGAGCAGCUGUUUUUUGUUAUUGGCUUUCUAUGGUGUUUGGGAAUUUGAGUUUUCUUGUAUUUUGACAGUUAAACAAAACUCUAGCACUGGGUGCCGAGAGCGCUAUAGCAGAAGUAUAACAUAUACCAUCCAAAAAUAAAAAGGGAACGGUACACAUUAAAUGUCAGUGAAGGUCUGGAAAAGCGGUGAAGUGGUCGUGUUGCCUUUUUCAGUGCUGAAACACACCACUGGAUAUAAGUUUGGAGCAUGUUGGUCUCAUUUAAUGUUUCUAUUUUAGCACUACUCGUGCUGGACUAAUCUGUAAAUGCCAGCGUUUUCUUCAGAGCUUUACACUAAUGUAUUUAUAUCAUGUUAAAAAAUAUUUGGCUGUUUAAUAUACUUCAUGUAAAAUAUAAAGAGAAGUUUGUUGAAUUUG